Scheffersomyces amazonensis is the source of this 4206-nucleotide messenger RNA. It is a transcript of the gene RPO41, whose product is annotated as DNA-directed RNA polymerase. NCBI's taxonomy places the organism in Eukaryota, Fungi, Ascomycota, Pichiomycetes, Serinales, Debaryomycetaceae. The transcript has 2 exons. The coding region runs from base 1 to 4206 and encodes 1401 amino acids. The record is from RefSeq and is a predicted model, not a curated record. Gene Ontology annotation, biological process: mitochondrial transcription; vacuolar transport. Gene Ontology annotation, molecular function: DNA-directed RNA polymerase activity; mitochondrial promoter sequence-specific DNA binding. Gene Ontology annotation, cellular component: mitochondrial DNA-directed RNA polymerase complex.
AUGAAGAUUGAAAAUCAAGUAGAAUCAUUAGAAACUCAAUUAUCUUCAAUCGAAGGAGCCAACUUAAACUUGGAAACUAUGAAGGCUAUGAAACAAGGAGCAGCAGCUAUGAAACAAAUACAUGGAGAAUAUAAUGUAGAUAAAGUUGAAGAUACAAUGGAUGAUAUUAGAGAACAAGUUGAAUUAGCUGAUGAAAUUUCUGAAGCUAUAUCAAGACCAGUUGGUAGUGAAUAUGUUGAUGAAGAUGAAUUAGAUGCUGAAUUAGCUGCAUUACAAGAAGAAGAAGCUGAAAAGGAAGAACAAGUAAAAGCUCCAACUCAAAAGGUUACUCCAUCAGCUGAUAAAUUACCUACAUUUCCAACUGUUAAUAAAGCUCAACCUCAAGCUGCUAUCACUGAAGAUGAUGAAGAUGAAGAAGCUUUAAAAGCAUUACAAGCCGAAAUGGGUGAAGGUGGUAGACAAGAUUUUCCUAUUUUAAAUAAUAUUCUUGAAGACUUAAAACUGAAACGAGUUGAAACCCCUUCAUCACCAAAUUAUUAUCAAAAGACCUUUAGUGAAAUUAAAGAAAAUCAUGAUAUUUCAGAUAUUUCAAGAAAGGAAACUCCAUGGUCUUCAGGAUAUGAUCCUGUAACUCGUUCUCCAUUAGCUAAGGAUGUAUCUCAUUUACAAUCAUUAUUAGAUGGAUUAUUAUCAAGUGGAAGUUUUGAAAGAGCAUUUAGAGUUAUGAGUUCAAUAUAUCCUUUAUUAGGAAAUCCAGAAUCUUUUAUUGAAUCAGUUAAUAGAUAUUUAGAACAAUGGAGUGCUCAAGAAUCUGUAUCUAUUUCUGAAGUUGAAUCAUUUCUUAGAGAUAUGCAAAGAAAAUAUACUAUUCAAUUAAAUGAUAGAACUCAUGCUAUUGUUUUAUCAAAAUAUAUGGCUGCAAAUGGUCCAUAUCAAACUUAUUUAAGUAAAUUUUCAAAUCAACAAAAGAGAAAUAUUUUCUCUCAUGUUGAAAUUUUAGGUAUUGAUGAUUUAUCUAAAAUCUUUGAAGAUCCAACUAUUACUGAACAAAGUAUACCAUUAGAUUUAAAAGAUACAUUUGCUGAAGUUCGAAAUGUUAUUACAAAUCCUAAUACUUCAAUAAAAGCUGAAAGAGCACAAUAUUUUGAAAAUGGAGAACAAGUUCCAAUUAUUGAAAAGGAUGCUGAUAGAUUAAUGCCUGUAGAUUCAUUUGGAUUAAAAGUUAUUAGACAUACACUUUUAGGAUUAAAAGAAGAAGGAGAUUCUGAAGAAAUUAAUAAAUUUUUAACAAGUAUUGAAUCAGAUAUUCAAUUUCAUGUAUUACAUAAUACAUCUGAAAUUAAGAAUGAUUAUUUUCAAUUCUUUAAGACAUUAAGUCCUCAACAACAAGAAAAAUUUAAUGAAGCAUUAGAUUUAUUUAAUGAGGGAAGACAAAGACAAUUAGAAAUAAGAGGAGCUGAUGCAGCUAGAGAGAAAUGGAAACAUGAAUAUGAAGAAAUGCAAAAGAGAGGUGGACUUAAUGUAUCAAAGGGAUUAAAUGCUCAAUUAUAUCAAUGGUAUAUGGAUUUACUUCCUUUAAUUCAAGAAGAAGUUAAUAAAUGUAAAGAAUUAUUAACUAAUGAAGGUAUUAAAGUAAAAAUAAGUCAAGAAGAAAAGAAAAUUAAUCGAGAAAGAGAACAUUAUGCUCCAUAUUUAGUUUUAGUACCACCUGAGAAAAUGUGUGUAAUUACAAUUCUUGAAUUAGUUAAAUUAAAUUCUACUGGAGGAAUUGUUGGAGGUAUGAGAACUGCAAGAGCUUUAUUAUCAGUUGGUAGAGCAAUAGAAUUAGAAUAUAGAUCUCAAAGUCUUGUACAAUCUGAUCGUAAAAAGUUUUCAAAAAAAUUAAAAACUACUAAACAAUGGAAAGCUAUGCUUAGUAAAAGUUCACAAAUUGAUGAUGAUAAUGAAUGGAGUAAAAAUGUUCUUGGAAAAGUUGGUGCUGCAUUAAUUCGUCCACUUAUAUCAGUAGCUAAAGUUCCUGUUAUUGGUAAAAAUCCAACUACUGGUGAAGAAGUUACUGGAGUUCAAGCAGCAUUUCAUCAUACUUAUCAAUUUCUUAAUGGUCAAAAAAUAGGUAUAUUAAAAAUUCAUAAGAAGAUUAAUGAUCAAUUAGGAAGUAAUAAUUUUCAAAAUUCUGUUCAACCUCAACUUUUACCUAUGCUUGUUCCACCAGUUAAAUGGGAAAGUCAUAAUAAAGGAGGAUAUUAUUAUUCAAGAACAAAUAUUGUUAGAAUGAAAGAUUCUAAUGAAAUAAUGGCUUAUAUGAAAGCUGCAGCUAAUAGAGGAUUAUUAACAGAAGUUUAUGAUGGAUUAAAUAUACUUGGAGAAACACCAUGGACAGUUAAUAGAAAUGUUUUUGAUGUUAUAUCUCAUUUUUGGAAUACAGGAAAUGAAUUCCUUAGUAUACCUCCUGUUAUAGUUGAUCCUGAAUAUCCUCCACCUCCACCAUCAAAUGCUGGACCAAAAGUUAAACUUGAAUAUGAAAGAUUAGUAAAACUGAUAUUACAUGAUGCUGCAAGUUUAAAAUCUCAAAGAUGUGAUGUUAAUUAUAGAUUAGAAAUUGCAAGAGGAUUCUUAGGUGAAAGAAUCUUUUUCCCUCAUAAUAUUGAUUUUAGAGGUAGAGCAUAUCCAAUUUCACCACAUUUUAAUCAUUUAGGUAGUGAUGUAACUAGAUCAUUAUUUUUAUUUUGGAAUGGUAAAGAACUUGGAGAAAGUGGAUUAAAAUGGUUAAAGAUUCAUUUAGCAAAUGUUUAUGGUGUUGAUAAAGCACCAUUAGAAGGUAGAGUUAAAUUUGUUGAAGAUAAUCUUCAAAAUGUAUUUGAAUCAGCUCAAGAUCCUUAUAAACCUAAUGCUUGGUGGACAAAAGCAGAAAAACCAUGGCAAGCUUUAAGUGUAUGUUUUGAAUUAAAUGAAGCAUAUAAACUUUCUGAUCCAACUAAAUAUAUUUCUCAUAUACCAGUUCAUCAAGAUGGUACUUGUAAUGGUUUACAACAUUAUGCUGCAUUAGGUGGAGAUAUUGAAGGAGCAAAACAAGUUAAUUUAGUUCCUGCUGAUAGACCUCAAGAUGUUUAUACUUAUGUUUCAAAAUUAGUUCAAAAGAAACUUGAUGAAGAAGCUGAAGCAGGUGAUGAAACUGCUAUGAAAUUAAAGGAUAAAAUUACUCGUAAAGUUGUUAAACAAACUGUUAUGACUAAUGUUUAUGGAGUUACAUUUAUUGGAGCUACUGCACAAAUUCAAAAACAACUUGAACCAUAUUUUAAUAAAGAAGAUAGAGAAAGUCUUAUUCAUUUUGCUAGAUAUUUAACUACUCGAGUAUUUUCAUGUAUUAGAGAACUUUUCUCAGGAGCACAUUUAAUUCAAGAUUGGUUAGGUGAAUCAGCUAAAAGAAUUAGUAAAUCAGUAAGAAUUGAAGAAAGAGUUGGAGAAGUAAAUGUAUCACAUUUAUCAUCAGUUAUUUGGACUACAGCUAUUGGAUUACCUUGUGUUCAACCUUAUAGAUCAUUAAAAUCAGAAAUUAUUAAAACUAAACUUCAAGAUAUUUCUAUUAUAGAUCCAUCAACCAUUACUCAAGUUGAUGCUAGAAAGCAACAACAAGCUUUCCCACCAAAUUUUGUUCAUUCACUUGAUGCAACUCAUAUGUUAAUGACUGCUAAAGCAUGUGGAGAUUUAGGAUUAGCAUUUGCAUCAGUUCAUGAUUCAUUUUGGACUCAUGCAGCCGAUGUUGAAAUUAUGAAUAGCCAAAUUAGAGAUCAAUUUAUUAAAUUACAUUCAAAUAAUUUAAUUCAACAAUUAAAAGAAGAAUUUGAAACUCGUUAUAAAGAUUAUUUACAAGUAAUUCAUGUACCAAUUGAUCAUCCAGUAGUUCAAGAAGUUAAAGAAAUUAGAAAAUCAAUUGUUAAAAAAAUUAAGAGGGGUCUUACAUUAGGAGAUGAAAUUCAUUUAGAAAAUCAACGAAGAAAAUUACUUGCAUCAAAGAAUCCUCAAGUAGUUGAAGAAGGUAAAAAUAUGGAAACUACUAUAAGUGUUACAGAAAAAUAUGAUUUAUAUUCUAUAGCAAGUGGAUCUGUAGGUUACCCGCUUUUAAUUCCCUUAAAAUUUCCUGAUAUACCUCCAAGGGGUGAAUUUAAUGUUGAAACUGUUAAAGAUUCACUAUACUUUUUUUCAUGA